Molecule: messenger RNA, 4304 nt
Organism: Grammomys surdaster
Lineage: Eukaryota; Metazoa; Chordata; Mammalia; Rodentia; Muridae
Gene: Mcur1
Product: mitochondrial calcium uniporter regulator 1
Exons: 9
Coding region: 1-984 (327 amino acids)
Biological process (GO): positive regulation of mitochondrial calcium ion concentration; calcium import into the mitochondrion
Cellular component (GO): mitochondrial inner membrane; mitochondrion
Source: RefSeq, a predicted model, not a curated record
AUGGACAGCGGCUCCGUGGCGGCCGAGCGGCCGAAGCGCGCACCGGCUCGCCAGCGGCUCCUAUCCUCCGGCUGCGGAGUUCCGGCGCGCCCCGGCGUCUCCACGCUGCCCGGCGGGCGAAGCUGGCUGAGGCCGCUGCUGCUCCUCCUGCUCGUGCCCUCCCCGCGCCUGGCCGCCACCGCCCCGCGUAGGACGCUGGCUGAGCGCUCGCGCCCGGGGCUCGCCAUCCCCGCGGCCGCGCUCGGCGCCGGCAGGAACGCGCUGGGCCGUCUGCGGCUAGGCGCCCGGCGUGUGGCUGCGCUCGCGAACAGCCGGAGAGAGCUAAGCCUGUCUGCUAGGUGCCAUCAGCUGGAGCACAGAAAAGGGAACUUGCCCCCCUCCGUGAGUCGGCAGCUCUACUUUGACACCCACGCUCUGGUGUGCUUACUUGAAGCAAAUGGGUUUACCAUUCAACAAGCAGAAAUCAUUGUGUCUACACUGGUCAAGAUUACAGAGACCAACAUGGACAUCGUCUACAAAGACAUGGUCAGCAAGAUGCAGCAGGAAAUUGCUCUUCAGCAAAUACUAUCUAAGAUUGCUAACGUGAAGAAAGAUAUGAUCAUCUUAGAGAAGAGUGAGUUUUCAGCCCUCCGAGCAGAAAAUGAGAAAAUAAAACUUGAACUGCACCAGUUAAAGCAACAAGUGAUGGAUGAAGUGACCAAAGUCCGGACAGAUACCAAAUUAAACUUCAAUCUAGAAAAAAGCAGAGCAAAAGAAUUGUACUCGUUGAAUGAGAAGAAGAUGCUGGAACUGAAGACAGAAAUAGUGUCGCUGCAUGCCCAGCAAGAUAGAGCCCUGACCCAGACAGACAGGAAGAUAGAAACCGAGGUGGCCGGCCUCAAGACUAUGCUGGAAGCACACAAGCUUGACACGAUCAAAUACUUAGCAGGGUCUGUGUUUACGUGCCUAACAGUAGCUCUGGGAUUUUAUCGCCUGUGGAUAUGAUAAAGCGUCUAUCGAUUUAAAGAAACUCCCAUUGUUUUGCCAUAAGAGUACCAGAUCGUUGUCCCUCCCACUCAACCCCCCCCCCUUUUUUUUUUCUUUUUUUUUUUUAAUCGUAAUUUGAAUUCAUGCAUAUUAUUUCUGUGAAAACUGUGGAUCCAUAACCAAGGUGAAGAAAGUCUGGAUUUCUGUAACCGUUCUUCAGAGCAUCUCUCUUUAGUUGGCUUUUUUCGCUGAGCAGUGUGGAUGGACCACACUUUCAAGACUCCUUUCAGCCAAACCAAGGGACUCAGUCUAACUUGCAGUAUUUGACAAAAAUAAAUACUGGUACAAUUCUCUACAGCUUUAAGUACUUUGUAAUGUGGAGAAUGUGGGAACGCAUUUUGAAAAGAAGGGGGCUUUAAAUCUGAAGAAAUGAUUGGAAUCAACCCAGAAUACCAGCCCUUCUGUGCCUUACCAACAGCCACUCCCCGGGCAGCCUUGUCCCGAUGCAGCAGCUGCAGUGUUAAUGAUGCAGCGACUGUGGUACACCUUAGGGGCCUCUGUCUCUGGGUUUUCAUUGUUUUAGUAACAUUGUUAAUGUGCCUUGCAGCUGGAAGUCUAGGUACCUAAUGAAGCUUUGUGAUUUUAGCACAAGUUUUCUUGUGCUGCCGUGCCUGGGUUUCUGGUUUUGAGACAAGGGCUUGUUAUUUAGCCCAGGUUGGCUUUGAACUCACCUUCCCGCCUAAGCACCACCGUGCCCAGCCUCUACCUUACUGAAUGCUAGCCUUCCCUCCCUCUCUUCCUCUUCCUUUCCUUCAUGAUGUGGAAGUUUAACACCACCAUACCCGUGGCAUUCAUUACCUACCUAGAAAACUUGUAAUUCUCGGAAUGAACCCCUGCUUUGGUGUGUGGUUUAGAGUGAACUUCCUUCUGGUGUCCACCUGCUUUUUAUAAAAUGACAUGCAGCACUUUGUUCCUGUGGGAGAUCUAGACAGUGUGUACAGCUUUUAGAAUGAGUACACCUUUCCCUGGGAGCAGCUCAGGUUGUCGCUUGCCCAGUGAGAGCGCCCCGGUGCUUGACGCUGGCCUCGUCCGCGUUGAUUUCUUUUGUGGUAGAAGACACCCUCAGAGCCACCUCAGCUCCCCACUGGAAACAGAGAGGUCCUGGUGCAGCUGCAGUUAUUUUGGAAAAGUGUAUUCUCCUCUUGUUUAAAUUGCUGGCACUUGAAUGAGAGUGAGCAUUUGGGAAGCAGUGACACUCAGGGACCCUUCCUGGCUUGCCCCACACAGGCACAAACGCACAAGCUGGUGCACAGUACAGAAACCACAAGAGACUGCACCAUCGGAUUGGUGGAAUAAAUCACCCCUUGUCACUGUUCCAACCACACUGCUAAAAAUAAAAGCUACCUUUUGUUCUUUGGCUGUAAUUUCCAAGUUUGAGAAACCAUUAAGUUCUUGCCUCAUUAGAAAACAUUUGCGUAAAAAGAUUCCGAGCCCCACAUAUUAUGGAAAUCAAGUGCUGUUGUAUUAGAACAGCAUCACGGUAAAAUAGAAGUUUAUCCUUUCCAAGUAGACAAAAAAAAAAGUCUUAACCACAGUUAACUGCUUGAUGCCAGAGAAAGGGCUCAAAGCCCACAUGCUCUUAAUAAAGACCAACUCCUGGGAGGAAAAAGCAUCGUGUGCAGUUAUGUUUUACAAUCUGGGCUAACCUGGGUAGGUUAAAAAGAGAGGAUACAUUUCCUCAUGUCCUGAUAAGUAUUCUUUAAGGGACACAUCCUUAAUGUCUGUUUGAAGUGGUCUACACCGCUCUGGCCUCAGCGCACUGUGUCGGAUUUUGCUCUAGCAUUCUUUGUAGCACACUUGUCUUAUUUGGCCUUAGAAACUGUUGUCACUGAGGGUAUGGAUGGUGUGCAUAUCUGAAGUUAGGAGAGUUCAGGACUCUGUCCUCGUGAUUGCCUAAUAAAGCUGAAAAGCAUUGAUCUGUAAAUGUCUAUGUCCCCCUGUCACUGCCUUAGACAUACAUGAACGGUGAGGAUAGUGUGACCAGACACUGUACUGAACCUCACUGAAGCUGUGGAGGUCUUAGGAAAUGCCUGGCAGGUUUCCAGGCAGCAGCCUUGAGUCUGGCCUGUGGGGACCUUAACAGUACCUCCAAGGAGUAAGAGUCCAGUGGGCGGGGCUUCAGUCCAGUGGGCGGGGCUUCCCUCACUGCCAACAUUCCUGAAGGGUUUCUCUGCCUUCCUGCUGGGUGCUGUGUUUUUUGUCCCCUCUUUUUUUUUCUUGUGGUACUUGCUGGGGAUCAAACCCACAGGCAUGAGUGUUCUAUCACCCUGCCUCAACUUCCCAGGUGCUGGAUUACAAGUAUGUCUCCCUCUGGCUUUUUUUUUUUUUUUUUAAAGCCUUAAGCCCAGUUUCACUCCUCUCCUGCAUUCUUUUGCAAACCCCUCUGGGGCUCUUGAGACACUUGCUUUGAUUUCUGUAUUGCUUUUAGUCUCCUGGCUGCUUUUCUUGCUUAAUAUCUGGCCACACGAUUUUCCCUUCAAGUAUGCCAAGCACCUCAGUUAGAAAGUCACAUUUAAGAAGUAUGGCAGAAGUCUUGCUGGACUUCUUGCCUCUGAAGGCUUUAAGCACCAAGACUCUGAGAGCAGCAAGCCCAGGCCUAGGCGAGCCUGUCUUGUGCCUUGUUACCAUCUUCCCUUCAUUUUCCUUGUCCCUCCAUCCCAAGCCUUUCUGCCUACUAAUUAACCGUGUCAAUACUUCAAGCACUGUGCUUCCCCAACCCUUGUGUGCUGUAUACCAAGACUGUCAGAGCCUACCCUAGAAAACUUGGGACUUGAAAGUGAUCAAAGUUGUUACAGCUUUUAUGGCACAAAGGCAAAAAAACCGUGUUAACCAGGAAUAAUUUAUUCUCUAUGUAUGUAAGAUCUUUGAGAAUGUUGAAAUUGUAUUCAAGAAAUAUCUUUUUACAGAUUUGUACUUAACAUUCCUUCAGUGAUAAUCCAGAUAAUUUUGUAGUCAUUUUAUAGCUUCAGCAAAUACUCAGUUGUGUUUUAUUAUUGUAUAGAGUGAAUAUAUUUUAUUAUCUAAGAUAACAGAUUUAUGUUUGUGUGGUUAAUGCACCUUUCCAGUGGUUCAGGUUGAAUGUGUGAAACUAUUAGACUAUACCUUCUAUCUGGAACAACAGUAUCGAAACUGUUAAUUCUAUCCAUUGUAAAAUGGUAUCAUUCUAUUGCCUCCAGUGAAUGACAAAUAAAUGUAAUACCUUAAAAAAAUUAUAUUUACAGAGAAAAUAUAUUUGAAAGUGAAUGUCUGAUUUUCAAAAUAAAUUUUAUUUGAAAUAA